UCGAUUUCGAUCUGUGUUAAGAUUUUCUUUUUCAAAUAAAGCUUAUACCAACAUUGUAUUUAAAUACUGUCGACAGACGCCACAAAUUGUCUUUUGAAACAUUAUUUGUUGCCACACAGUUUCUUCAGAUUCAAUUUAAAACAAGCUAUGAAUGCAACAGCUAUUUCUGGUUUAUAUUUGUUGUUGUUGUGCUUACUUGCUUCGACGGUAAAUGGUCAAACAUGGGCGGGUACCUAUACACUUGAUUCAACGUGUAGCCGAACAUCUUGCUGUUGUUUGAUCGGACAAUUAACCGUAACACAAUUAGGUACUAUUUAGUUUUAUCGCUUUGUUGAGACCUAUUUUCAACUAUUUCUCUAAUUUAGGUGGCUAUUUAGGAUUUAGUUCAGGUGUAUCCGGUGUUUGUGGUGGUAGUACAACGAUUACUGGAGUAGCCGCAGUACCAAGUGGCUACUCGGCCAACGUAACGAUACUUGGUACAUUAUUCUAUGUGACACUGAGUUCAGAUAGCAAAACAAUCAAUGCUGUCAAUUCAGCUAAUUCGGCAUGUAACGGUAAUGCUAUUCGAAGUGGAUCGGAGAAGCUGUAUGAUCAUACAAAUUCGAUCACAGCAUUGCUGCUUGCAAUCAUAGUGAUUAAAGUGUUUAAACAGUGA
Messenger RNA from Didymodactylos carnosus, 655 nucleotides. The record is from the annotation of a GenBank genome assembly. Lineage: Eukaryota; Metazoa; Rotifera; Eurotatoria; Philodinida; Philodinidae.